AGGGUUCUUACUUGUGGCGGCAAAAGAGAGAAUGGGGAGGCCGCGGCGCGAGGUGAGAACAGCGAUUGUGGAGCGGGAGAGUAGCAGCAGCGAUGAGAGCUCCGACGAGGAUGUAGACGAUCUUGCGGCGGAGGAGGAGGAGGAGAAAGAUGAAGAAGAAGAGAUUGGGGAAGAGGAGGAGGAGGAAACCAAGGAGCAUUCGGCUGUGGAGGGAAAGAAGGGUAGAAAGAAGAUUACAAUCAGUUUGAAAGCAGCAAAGCUUUGCAAGGUUUGCAAAGGGAAAGAUCAUCAAGCUGGCUUUGUUGGGUCAGUUUACUUGGAUUGUCCAAACAGGCCGUGCUAUCUCUGCAAACGACCUGGCCAUACUACCGCAACUUGUCCCCAUCGUUUGGCCAGUGAGCAUGGUGUCACCCCCGGAAUUCGCAAGACAUCUGUAGGAGUGGCAGAUUUUAUCUAUGAGCGUCAGCUGGGAAGGCACAGAUCCAUGGUAAGGCCCAGGCUUCCAAUUCCCAAUAAAGUCGAAUGCGGCAUCCUCAAGCUACAUAGUCGUCGAGUAACCUGUCUCGAGUUUCAUCCAACCAACGAUAAGCUUGUCAUAUCCGGAGACAAGAAAGGCCAAGUUGGGAUUUGGGACUACCUCAAAGUCUACGACAAAACGGUCUACGAGACAGUACACAGCUGCAUUGUCAACAGCAUGAAGUUUAUUCCAAACUCGGAUGAAACCAUCUGUUCUUCGGGCUCUGAUGGGCACCUGUGCCUCACAGACUUGGAAACCGGUUUGACACAAAGCUUGAUAAACCUCAAUCCGGGGGGAUGGCAAGGACCUUCAACCUUCAAAAUGAUUUAUGGAAUGGAUUUAAAUCUCACCAGAAACUUGGCUUUGGCAGCCGACAAUUUUGGAUACUUGUACAGACUAGACUUAAGAACUAAGAAGACUCAUGACAAGCCUCUGUUGAUCCAUAAGAAAGGCACAAAAGUCGUUGGACUCCACACUAAUCCAAUCGACCAAGACAUAUUUAUCACAUCUGGCAACGAUCACAUGGCUCGAAUUUGGGACUUGAGAAUGCUUGACAGUCGCAAUCAUCUCGCGGAGCUCUCUCAUCCAAGAGUCGUGAGCUCCGCCUACUUCUCGCCUAGAACAGGAAACAAGAUUAUGACCACUUGCCAAGACAACAGGAUUCGCAUUUGGGACUGUAUUUUCUCCAACUUGGGAACUCCAAGCAGGGAGAUUGUUCACAGCCACGACUUCAACAGAUAUCUCACUUGUUUCCGAGCAGAAUGGGAUCCAAAGGAUCCCACGGAAUGCCUGGCUGUGAUCGGUCGAUACAUCAGCGACGACUUCAAUGGCGUUGCGUUGCAUCCGAUCGAUUUCAUCGACGUGAGCACUGGACAGAUAGUUGCCAAGGCCAUUGAUCGGAGCAUCACGACGAUAAGUCCCGUAAACAAGCUCCAUCCUCGCCUUGAUAUCCUGGCCUCUGGAAGCUCACGGUCGAUCUUCAUCUGGUCGCCCGAGGACGAGGACGAGGAGCAGCCCGAGGUGAAGAUAGCGAUUCCGCCGAGGAUCUACACAUUUCUGGGGAAUGGGAGCUUGAAGAGAAAAGGUGAUGGUGAUAAUGGAGAUUGUGAUGAUGAAGACGAGCUAGACGAGUGUGCCGGAGCCAAAAAAAAGAACGAAAAGAAGCAAAAAUCCAAGAAGAAAAUGUGAUAGAGUGAGGUGGUGGAAAGGUUUGUAAAAGUUAUACAUAUCAUUAGUCUGAAUCAUGUAAUAAUCCAAAAGAUUAGUCAGCUUGUUACAGCUA
Molecule: messenger RNA, 1799 nt
Organism: Selaginella moellendorffii
Lineage: Eukaryota; Viridiplantae; Streptophyta; Lycopodiopsida; Selaginellales; Selaginellaceae
Product: DNA damage-binding protein 2
Exons: 11
Coding region: 32-1705 (557 amino acids)
Biological process (GO): DNA repair; response to UV
Cellular component (GO): Cul4-RING E3 ubiquitin ligase complex; nucleus
Molecular function (GO): damaged DNA binding; zinc ion binding; protein binding
Source: RefSeq, a predicted model, not a curated record